AUGUACAAGAAUUACGUCGUUGAGAUUGAGACAGACCGUGAUCAACACAAGACAGAAGCAACACAGCUUCACAGCGAUCUCGAAACGGCGAAACAGGACUAUGACAGGGACAUGCAAGAGUUGAAGGUCAAGCACGAGCAGGAACGGAGGGAGAUGCAACAACGCAUCGACGAGGCCGCGAACACGCAGAAGACCGAGAGACAGGCGAUGCAAAAGCGCAUCGAUGAUGCUGCUGCCACGCACAAGACUGAGAUAGAGACGAUGCAAGGCCGCAUUGAUGAGACCACGAACACGCAUCAGGCCGAGAAACAGGCGAUGCAAAAACGCAUUGAUGAGUCUGAGAGCAAGGUUGAGCAAAUGCGGCAAAGAGUCAACCAGACUACGGCCACGCACGAAAGCACAGCGAAAGAUUUACAGAAGCGUAUGGAUGAGGCUGCUGCCAUACACAAGAAGAAGGUGGACGCGAUGCAGCAACGCAUCGAAAAUGCCAAUGUAACCCAUCGUGAAGAGCUGGGUGAGAUGCAACAACGUAUGGAUGCAGCAAAAGCCGCCCACAACGUCGAGAAGGAAAGCUUGCAGGGCAAUAUCGAAAGCACUAAAACCAAGUACAAGAACCAGUUGGAGGGGAUGAAACAGAAGAUCAGAGACCCCAACACUACACAUGAGAACAAGGUGGCGGAGAUGCAGACGCAGAUCGACGCGUGCAACACCACACGCGAUGAGGAUGCGGAGGCGCAUGAGCAGGAACUCAAACGCAUACGGAAAGAGAUGGAGGAGAUGGUAAACACACAUUGGGCCGCCAUAGAGACCGAAAAGUCAUUGCACUACCAGGACAAGCAGUAA
Messenger RNA from Colletotrichum siamense, 843 nucleotides. RefSeq lists its product as uncharacterized. The transcript has a single exon. Bases 1 to 843 code for a protein of 280 amino acids. The record is from RefSeq and is a predicted model, not a curated record. NCBI's taxonomy places the organism in Eukaryota, Fungi, Ascomycota, Sordariomycetes, Glomerellales, Glomerellaceae.